AUGGUUGAAGUAUGCUACAUAAUUGGAAAAGAAUCAUGGCACAAUCCCGACCAUGCCAUCAUCGAGACGCUGCGUCAACGUGCCGAUGACGAUAAAAACGAUAAGGCCGUCAAGGAUCUGGUGAUCCUGCUGUUCGAGACUGCUCUGCUGUCGUCCGGAUUCUCGCUGGAUGAGCCCGGAACCCACGCCGCGCGCAUCUACCGCAUGGUCAAGCUUGGCCUGGGCAUCGAUGAGGACGAGCCGAUGACGACGGAUGAUGCCGGAGUUGCCCCGGCGCCCUCAACCGCUGCCGGCGAUGCGCCUCCGCUCGUUGACGACUCCGAGGAUCUCUCGCACAUGGAGGAAGUCGAUUAAAUCGGCACGCUCUGUGACUUGCAUUAUACGGAGGAGCUCUUUUCCGCUCAAUCCAUUAGCGAUAUAAAAACAAAAACCACGCCAGUCUCUAGGUUUACUUACAAAUGCGAUUCCAAAGGCUGAAAUUCUUUGAACCUAAUAUGCAACAAAAAUAGGAUUUUGAUAAGUGAUGGUACCUACUCUAACCCACGGGAGAUGAAUUGCACCAGCAAUAGCAGCAUUGGAAAGUUAGUGCUGACAGAAGGAGAACUUAUAAUAUUCCGAUUAGUAUUAUCGCGAUGUGUUAUUGUUGUUGCGAUUCAUUAUCUGUAACUUGUUUGUAUCUUACUAUUAAAACGGUUUUAAGUUCAACCGCGUUAUAGCGGAAUAUCAACGUCAAAUAAAGAGAAUUACA
Molecule: messenger RNA, 748 nt
Organism: Anopheles cruzii
Lineage: Eukaryota; Metazoa; Arthropoda; Insecta; Diptera; Culicidae
Product: heat shock protein 83-like
Exons: 2
Coding region: 1-354 (117 amino acids)
Biological process (GO): protein stabilization; protein folding; cellular response to heat
Cellular component (GO): protein-containing complex; perinuclear region of cytoplasm; plasma membrane
Molecular function (GO): disordered domain specific binding; ATP hydrolysis activity; ATP-dependent protein folding chaperone
Source: RefSeq, a predicted model, not a curated record